CAACCAUCCUACUCCAUCAAAUCCAGCUUGCGUGUGUUGUCAGUCAGAGUCGAUUUUCAGUAACUGGUAUACAAGACAAGGCCAUUCACAGAAUGUUUGUAAUAAAAAUCUUAAAUAUGGAUGGAAAAUCUUUUAGCUUUUGUUUAGCGAGAUGUUUAGAAAACUGUUUGUGUAAAUCUUUCCAAGUUUGUGAUAGCACUAAAUGCGAAUUGUCAUCAAUAAACAAAAAUGAAGAUGGAUCAGCAUUCGACACAAGAUCGGGAUGUGUGUACUAUGAUCUAGACGCACUAGACGUAAGUAUUAGUCAGGGGGGUGGGCGGAGCCGCCAAACAGAAGUAAUUUAUCACAGACUAUAUAUUAUAAAUAUCCAAAAAGUGGGGCCGAAGUUCCGACUCACGCUCUUGCUCAAAUAGGACUGAUUUUUGUUCACAUUUGGGUUAUUCUACAAAAAAAUAAUAUAUUUUUAUUUUGUCGAUACAAGUGCAUUUCAGACGCGGUUAGCAGUCGUCGUUCUGUUCAAGAUCUGUACGUGUGUCUUUUAUUUAGUAUCAGAACUCAUGGGUGUACUUUUAAAAUGACUUUGAUAUAUUUCAAACUCACUUUUCCAAAAUAUAGAGUGGACUCGGAGACUGCCCACCUUUGCCAGCAAAUUCAGUAAUGUAUCAUGCACAAUUAUUGAACGAACUAAUUAGUAUACGCAUUCAGUUCACUCUUCCCGGCAAAGCAAGGCAACCUUUUACUACAUUCUCCUCCAAUUUUCAUCCAAAUUUAACUAAAAUCUAACUACUUUGUCCUUGGGCAAUGGAUCCCACAGUUGAUAUUUUUAAGUUAUCGUGUUGACAGACAAACACUCGCACAGAAGCAGACAGACACACAUAUAAAACGCGGAUGAAAACAUAACCUCCUGGCGGUGGUAAAUUCCUCCUGGCGGAGGUAAAUUAGGCCUGAAGUUUUGCUGUUCUGUUCUGUGUGAAAACAUUAACUCAGCAUGCCCGUUCAAAACAGUGUGUAUUUGUGCAUGUCACUCCUGGAUAUUCCAAGCUUUUUUUAUUUUUAAAAACAAAUAUUUUUCUAUUUUAGGCAGCCAAACAGCAAUGCAGCAAAACAUGUUCCAGCUCAAUAAACUGCUGCAUUACCUCGAACCCAUGCCUUCAUGGCGGUGUUUGCCUCGCCGCCAACUCAAUCCCAUCCACCAAAGGUCGUUCCAGAUUCAGGUGUGAAUGCCCGCAACCUUAUAUAGGACCUCGAUGUAAAAAUCCAGUGAGAUCAUGCCGUGGGUACAGGAACGGAUCUCGAACUUCUGGCCUCUAUAAAAUCCUUGCUGGUAACGAAACUUCGGUGGAUGUAUAUUGUGAUUUUGACCCGAUCACAUCGCUCACAUGGACACUGGUUCAAUCGCAUGUUAGAGACACUAAGAUGAAGUCAUUGAAAUGGAAUAGCCCUAUAUCUCCUGACACUCCUUCGUGGACCGGCUAUCGCCUUCAGAAAUCUAGAAUGCGAUCUAUUCAAGUUGAUUCCAGCAAAUGGCGCAUUACAUGUCAAUACAACGGCACAACACCGCUGACUGAUUAUGUUUACGGUGCAAUUAAAGACAUGGAUAUUUUAGAACCAAUAGUCAAUUGCGCAAAAGUGGAGUUUAUCAAAAUCCGAGAUGAGUCGUGCAGCAAUUGUACGGCACAUUUCUUUCAAAAUGAUAAUUAUAUGUUGCAUCAUUACUCGUCAUCGAGAACAGCGAAGUGCGAGUUCAGUAUAACGCGAGGGGCGAAAAUGUCGUGUGAUGGAGAGUAUUUUGGUUUAUUUGACUGCAAAGAUAAGGAUCAUGUGUGUUCUUCAUCGCUAAAAGCGACCACGCAAAUUUGGUUCGGAGGAUACUAAAAUGAAAAUGAGCAGAACCUCCAUAUAUAAAACUAACGACAGGUCCGUGUGAGGUAAGGUAGGGACUUUAAGCAAACAGGACAGCAACGCGGCGACGACGGUUAUUCACACAAUGAUAUUCCUGAUCUCGUACAAAAGAAAUGAAUAAUUAAAAGCCCCAAGGGAGUUAGAGACGUUGUGUUAGGGCUUUUUACAACGGCAAACCAGAGAUUUUCACGUCUCGUGUACAAAGCAAACAUGUCAAGACGCGACAAGUGAAACUACAAAUUUGCUCAGUAAAAGCGUUUUUAACCAUAAAGCCUUUGUUUCAAUCUCUUCAAACUGAACUCAAUUCAUCUAUACAUGCAUGCAGUGGAUAAUACACAACAACUCCUCUUCGCAACAAUUUAUUUGAAGAAGUUGUUUUGGCUGUCGUCGUCGCGUUGCCGUCGUACAUGCUUAAGGUCUCUACCUAAUAACAGCCAGAAGGGGACGGACCUUUUUAAAAUAUGCAUAGAACCAAAUAUGCAUUUUCACCAGAGUAUGUGU
This is a messenger RNA of Paramuricea clavata, 2403 nucleotides long. Lineage: Eukaryota; Metazoa; Cnidaria; Anthozoa; Malacalcyonacea; Plexauridae. The record is from the annotation of a GenBank genome assembly.